GCUCCUGCGGCAGCAGAUGCAGCUGCUCCUGCGGCGGCAGAUGCAGCUGCUGCUGCAUCAGUGCCUGCAAGAGCUCAGGCCAGUCGAGAGGAAAGUCUGUUGCUGCAAUGCGAGCAUCGCUACACCACGACUCCCCUUUUGACGGCUCUUCUGACAGGGGUGGCUGCUGCUCGCAGUCGUACCGCAUACCUGCAUGCUGAAUGGCGCAGUCAGUCGCGGGGUUCAAGAGAAGAAGCAGAAGAGACUGCGGAAAAGCUUCUUGCUUGCAGAGGCCUUCCAGCUCCCUUUCAGCAGCCUGCACGCCGUGCGGAUUCGGCUGCAGCGUCUGCUGCAGCAGCUGCUGCAGCAGCUGGGCAAGCUGCUGCUGCUGCUGCUGCAUGGUUGGGGAGCUUAAGGCUUGGUGAAUAA
This is a messenger RNA of Cyclospora cayetanensis, 408 nucleotides long. RefSeq names its product antifreeze protein Maxi-like. The record is from RefSeq and is a predicted model, not a curated record. NCBI's taxonomy places the organism in Eukaryota, Apicomplexa, Conoidasida, Eucoccidiorida, Eimeriidae. The annotation marks the transcript as partial. The transcript has 2 exons.